AUCCCUUCGCGCCUGCGCCGUGCGGCGUCGCCCCGCCAUGGCGGUGCACUACUGCGGCCUGUGCCGCCGCACCUCCUUCUCGGGCCGCCGGCACCUGUACGGCGCCGCGCACCGGCGGCGGCUGCGGGAGGCGCUGGACCGGCUGCAGGAGGAGGUGGCGGCGGCGCGGGCGGCGGCGGCGGCAGCGGGGGACGGCGGCGGGACCCUGCGGCGCUACGACCCGGCCGAGCACGACCGGCGCGUCUGGUGCCUGUGCUGCGGGCGCGGCGUGCGGCGGGACGGGCGGCGCGGCGGGAUGGCGCUGCCGCUGGCCGGCCUCCUCCAGCACCUGGCCGGGCCCGAGCACCGCCGCGAGACGGCGCGGUUCUGGCGGGAGAACCGGGCGGAGGCGGCGCUACGGGAGCGGUUCGUGGUGCCGGCCGAGGAGUACGAGCGCUUCGCCCGGGCGAUGGAGCGGGAGCUGGACGCGCACCGGCAGCGGGAGGAGGAGCGCAUCCGCCAGAUGGCGGCAGGCAUCCGUGAAGCCGAGCGCAGGCAGCGGGAGACUGUGCGGGCCGCGCUGCAGCUUCAAACAGAGCCAGAGCUUCACGAGGGACCUGCUGUCCGCGGCGCCCCUCCAGCACACAGAAGGGACUCCUCUGAGGAUGCAGAGCAGCCUGGCCCGAGCGGAAUGCAGGCAGGGCCUGACUUAAACUGGAUGGAAUCAGGCCAGGCUUUGACCUUCAUUGGCCACCAGGAAACAGAAGGGAAAGGAAAUGUUCACACAGGAGCAAAACCUCCGUGGCUGACAGAGGAGGAGGAAGAGGGUGCAAGCAAACAACAGAUUGGACCUUCGUAUGAGGAGUUUCUCAGACAAAAGGAGAAGCAGAAGCUGAAAAAGCUGCCAGCGGGGCGCGUUGGUGCCAACUUUGACCAUACCUCUCAGACGGGCGACGGCUGGCUCCCUUCCUUCGGGCGGGUUUGGAAUCACGGCAGGAGGUGGCAGUCCAGGCAUCAGUUUAGAACUGAAUCAGGGGAAAAGAAGAAAAGGUGAUCGGAAGAGGAGCGCUGAAGGAAGCAAGCUGUGGCGGAAAGGCAGACAGGAGGUAGCUGCAGCUUUGUCAGCGCCACCACCAAGUUUAGCGCUCUCAUUUCGUGUGUCCAUCUCGAUGCGUUCAGUCCCCUGGAAAGCAGAGUGACCACAGCCCGAUACCAGGGUCUGCUGAAAGCUGCUCUGCCAGGGGGUGUCGCAGCAGAUCUGCUCCCCCUGCAACAGGCACGCGGUGGGUUCUCGCCUCUUGAACACCACAAAGGCAGACCCUUCCUGCGAGGAAGGUCUCUUGCCUAUGCCGUUUGUAAUCACAAAGCCUGCCGUACACAGCAUGCGCUGCCCAUGCUGACCUGCAGCAGGACACCCCCUGAGAGACAUUUCUUAAAAGUCAAACUUUUUUCUUAAUUACCUGUGUUAGCAGACCAGCUGAAACUCAUUUCAGAUGCAUGGCCCACUCUGGGAGCACCUGAUGUUUUCAUUCUAGUUUAUAUUACUUUCACUUGUUCUCCCUCACCUGAAGGAUGACUAAUUAGUCCUCAGUAGAAGCAAGCAGGCCUUAAAGGCCUUUACUGGGGGUAGUUUUUCCUUUUAAUUGAAAUAAAAUACUUCAAGCCUUA
Molecule: messenger RNA, 1647 nt
Organism: Phalacrocorax carbo (great cormorant)
Lineage: Eukaryota; Metazoa; Chordata; Aves; Suliformes; Phalacrocoracidae
Source: RefSeq, a predicted model, not a curated record